This is a messenger RNA of Otolemur garnettii (small-eared galago), 3591 nucleotides long. It is a transcript of the gene CP, whose product is annotated as ceruloplasmin. Gene Ontology annotation, biological process: iron ion transport. Gene Ontology annotation, molecular function: oxidoreductase activity; copper ion binding. The record is from RefSeq and is a predicted model, not a curated record. Lineage: Eukaryota; Metazoa; Chordata; Mammalia; Primates; Galagidae. Gene Ontology annotation, cellular component: plasma membrane. The transcript has 19 exons. Bases 263 to 3454 code for a protein of 1063 amino acids.
UAUGUACUCACUAAUGCCUCCAACAAUAACUGUUGACUUUUUAUUUGUAGUCAGAGAAGCCUGGCAACCAAAAACUAGGGUUUUUUUUUCCCCUGGGUUUACGAGAACUGAACUGAAUUGGAAAAUAUUUGCUUUAAUGAAACAAUUUACUCUUGUGCAACAUUGAAUAAUGUUAAUCGGUCAAAUAAAGGAAGAAAGCCGUAUUUAAAUUCCCACUUCUGAUUUCACUUCAUUGCGUCUUAGGCUCCAAGAGGAGGGAGAAAUGAAGAUUUCGAUACUCGGUAUUUUUUUGUUUUUUUAUAGUACUCCAGCCUGGGCCAAAGAAAAGCAUUAUUACAUUGGAAUUAUUGAAACACCCUGGAACUAUGCCUCCGACAGUGGGGAAAAGAAACUUAUUUCAGUUGACACGGAACAUUCUAAUAUCUAUCUUCAAAAUGGCCCAGAUAGAAUUGGGAGGAUAUACAAGAAGGCCCUUUAUCUUCAGUACACAGAUGGAACCUUUAGUAAAACUGUAGAGAAACCAGUCUGGCUGGGCUUUUUAGGCCCUAUAAUCAAAGCUGAAACCGGAGAGAAAGUUUACGUACACUUAAAAAACUUUGCCUCUCGGCCCUACACUUUCCAUGCACAUGGGAUGACUUACUAUAAGGAACAUGAGGGGGCCAUUUAUCCUGAUAACACCACAGGUUUUCAGAAGGCUGAUGACAAAGUUUAUCCAGGAGAGCAGUAUACAUACACGUUGCACGCCACCGAAGAGCAAAGUCCUGGUGAGGCAGAUAGCAAUUGCGUGACCAGGAUUUACCAUUCCCACAUCGAUGCUCCGAAGGAUAUCGCCUCGGGUCUCAUCGGGCCCUUAAUAAUCUGUAAAAAAGAUUCUCUGGAUGAAGGAAAAGAAAAAAACAUUGACCGAGAAUUUGUGGUGAUGUUCUCUGUGGUGGAUGAAAAUCUCAGCUGGUACAUAGACGACAACAUUAAAACCUACUGCUCUGAGCCCGAGAAAGUUGACAAGGACAGUGAAGACUUCCAGGAGAGUAACAGGAUGCACUCUGUGAACGGAUACACUUUUGGAAGUCUCCCCGGACUCUCCAUGUGUACCGAAGACAGAGUGAAAUGGUAUCUUUUUGGUAUGGGUAAUGAAGUUGACGUGCAUGCAGCUUUCUUCCAUGGCCAAGCCUUGACUAACAAGAACUACCGUAUUGAUACGGUCAAUCUCUUUCCUGCUACCCUUUUUGAUGCUUUGAUGGUGGCCCAGAGCCCUGGAGAAUGGAUGCUCAGCUGUCAGAAUCUAAACCAUCUGAAAGCUGGUUUGCAGGCCUUUUUCCAGGUCCAGGACUGUAACAAGUCUUCACCAAAGGAUGAUAUCAGCGGGAAACAGGUUAGACACUACUACAUCGCUGCGGAGGAAAUGAUCUGGAACUAUGCUCCCUCUGGUAUCGAUGCCUUCACCAAAGAAAACUUAACAGCACCUGAAAGUGACUCCAAAGUAUUUUUUGAACAAGGUGCUACAAGAAUUGGAGGUUCUUACAAAAAGCUGGUUUAUCGUGAGUACACAGAUGACUCCUUCACCAGUCGGAAAGAGAGAGGCCCUGAAGAGGAACAUCUCGGCAUCUUGGGUCCUGUCAUUUGGGCAGAAGUGGGAGACACCAUCAGAGUCACUUUUCGUAACAAAGGAGCAUAUCCCCUCAGUAUGGAGCCCACUGGGGUGAGAUUCAGUAAGAACAACGAGGGCACAUACUACUACAGCUCCCAGGGUGGAAGUACUCCUCCUCCCUCAGCCUCCUAUGUGGCACCCAAGGAAACAUUCACCUAUGAAUGGAGUGUCCCGGAAGAAGUAGGACCCACUUACGCUGAUCCUGUGUGUCUAGCUAGAAUGUAUUAUUCUGCUGUGGAUCCUACCAAAGAUAUAUUCACUGGGCUUAUCGGGCCAAUGAAGAUCUGCAAGAAAGGAAGUUUACAUGCAAAUGGAAGACAGAAAGGUGUAGACAAGGAGUUCUAUUUGUUUCCCACAGUAUUUGAUGAGAACGAGAGUUUACUUCUGGAUGAUAAUGUCAGAAUGUUCACAACCGCCCCUGAUCAGGUGGACAAGGAAGACGGAGACUUUCAGGAGUCCAACAAGAUGCACUCCAUGAAUGGAUUCAUGUAUGGGAAUCAGCCCGGUCUUAACAUGUGCCAAGGAGACUCAGUCGUGUGGUAUUUAUUCAGCGCUGGAAAUGAGGCUGAUGUACACGGAAUAUACUUUUCAGGAAACACAUACCUGUCCAGGGGGGAAAGGAGAGACACAGCAAACCUCUUCCCUCAAACAAGCCUCACACUCCUCAUGCAGCCUGACUCGAAAGGGACUUUUGAUGUCGAGUGCCUUACAACUGACCACUAUGCAGGUGGCAUGAAGCAAAAAUACACGGUGCAGCAGUGCGGGCGGCUGUCUGAGGAUUCCUCCCAGUACCGAGGAGAGAGGACCUACUACGUGGCAGCAGUGGAAGUGGAGUGGGAUUAUUCCCCUCGCAGGGAGUGGGAAAAGGAGCUGCAUCAUUUACAAGAGCAAAAUGUUUCGAAUGCAUUUUUAGAUAAAGAAGAGUUUUUUAUAGGCUCAAAGUAUAAGAAAGUUGUGUACCGGCAAUAUACCGAUAGCACGUUCAGAGUUCCUGUGGAGAGAAAAGCUGAGGAGGAACAUUUGGGAAUUCUAGGUCCACAACUUCAUGCAGAUGUUGGAGACAAAGUCAAAAUUAUCUUUAAAAACAUGGCCACGAGGCCCUACUCAAUCCAUGCCCAUGGGGUGAAAACAGAGAGCUCGACAGUGACUCCAACAUUACCAGGUGAAACGCGCACUUACAUAUGGGAAAUCCCAGAAAGAUCGGGAGCUGGAACAGAGGAUUCUGCUUGCAUUCCGUGGGCUUACUAUUCAACAGUGGAUCAAGUUAAGGACCUCUACAGUGGCUUAAUUGGCCCGCUGAUUGUCUGUCGGAAACCUUACUUCACAGUGUUCAAUCCGUACAAGAAAAUGGAAUUUUCCCUUUUGUUUCUUGUUUUCGAUGAGAAUGAGUCUUGGUACUUAGAUGACAACAUCAAGACAUACUCCGAUCACCCUGAGAAAGUAAACAAAGACAGUGAUGAAUUCAUAGAAAGCAAUAAAAUGCACGCUAUUAAUGGAAGAAUGUUUGGAAAUCUGCAAGGCCUCACGAUGCACGUGGGUGAUGAAGUCAACUGGUAUCUGAUGGGAAUGGGCAACGAAAUAGACUUGCACACUGUCCAUUUUCAUGGCCACAGCUUCCGGUACAAGCACAGAGGCGUUUAUAGUUCUGAUGUCUUUGACAUUUUCCCCGGGACAUACCAAACCCUAGAAAUGUUUCCAAGAGAACCUGGAAUCUGGUUACUCCACUGCCAUGUAACUGACCACGUUCAUGCUGGAAUGGAAACCACUUACACCGUUCUACCAAACGCAGAGACCAAGUCUGGCUGAAAAGAAAUAAAUUGGUGAUAAAUGGAAAAAAAAAAAAGAGAAAAACCAAUGACUCAUAAUAAUGUAUGUGAAAGUGUUGAAUAGAAUGUUUACUUUGGAAUGACUAUAAACAUUAAAAAAAAAAAAAGGAAUGAAAA